CUGUACGUCCUAACCGUAUACAAUAUCAUUAAGGGACAACAACUGUAAACGAUGUCUCCGAUUUCAGCUCUCUUUACCGACAACACAAUACUAAUCAAUGUUAAACCUUACGCAGUUAUCGUUCUCAUAGCCAUCUUAUCGAUUCUGUGGUACUUCUUGAAACGCUCCCCGCAUCCGCCUCUACCGCCUGGACCGCGAGGGCUACCUAUUGUCGGAAACCUUCCCUUUCUUGACCCGGAUCUUCACACAUACUUUACAAACCUCGCUCAAAGUUACGGUCCAAUCUUCAAACUCAAUCUUGGUUCAAAACUGACCGUCGUGGUCAACUCUCCAGCACUAGCUCAAGAGAUAUUUAAAGACCACGACAUCAAUUUCUCAAACCAUGACAUCACUCUCACAGGCCGAGUGGUUACCUAUGGCGGUCUUGACCUUGUUUUGUUACCAUACGGUGCCGAAUGGAGAAUGCUUAGAAAAGUUUGCGUUCUCCAGCUUCUUAACCGAAAAACUUUGGAUUCUUUCUACGAGUUUCGAUGCAAAGAGAUCCGGGAAAGAACGAGAUACUUGUACCAAAGAGGUCAAGAAGAAUCACCAGUCAACGUCGGUGACCAGAUCUUUUUGACGAUGAUGAACCUCACGAUGAAUAUGUUAUGGGGAGGUACGGUGAAAGCAGAUGAAAUGGAGAGUGUUGGAACAGAGUUUAAAGGAGUUAUUUCUGAAAUAACUAGGCUUUUGGGGGAGCCUAAUAUUUCUGAUUUUCUCCCAAUGUUAGCAAGCUUUGAUCUUCAAGGACUUGUGAAGAAGAUGCAUGUGUGUGCUCGAGAGCUCGAUACCAUACUUGAUAAAGCCAUCGAGCAGAUGCAACGACUAAGAAGUAGGGAUGGUGAUGAUGGUGAAUGUAAAGACCUCUUGCAACAUUUGAUGAAGUUAAAGGACCAAGAAGCCGACUCUGAGGUUCCCAUUACACUCAACCAUGUCAAAGCCGUACUAAUGGAUAUGGUAGUUGGUGGUACAGAUACAACAACCAACACGAUAGAGUUUGCGAUGGCCCAACUAAUAAGCAGCCCAGUUUUAAUGAGGAGAGCGCAACAGGAGCUAGACAAAGUUGUAGGCAAAGACAACAUAGUUGAAGAAUCACACAUCACUAGUCUUCCUUACAUAGUCGCCAUUAUGAAAGAAACACUUAGACUUUAUCCAACCAUUCCUUUGCUUGUCCCUCAUCGUCCGACUGAAACCGCGGUUGUGGGCGGCUACACCAUUCCUAAAAACGCUAAUACCUUCAUCAACGUUUGGUCUAUUCAGAGAGACCCAAAUGUGUGGGAUAAUCCGACUGAGUUUCGUCCUGAGAGGUUUCUUGAUAAUGAGUCUUAUGAUUUCAGUGGAACAGAUUAUAGGUUUAUUCCAUUUGGAUCUGGACGGAGAAUUUGCGCGGGUAUAGCACUCGCUGAGAGGAUGGUUUUGUACACUCUCGCGACAUUAUUACAUUCGUUCGAUUGGAAGAUACCGGAAGGACAAGUGUUGGAUUUGAAAGAGAAGUUUGGGAUUGUCUUGAAGCUCAAAACGCCUCUUGUUGCCUUGCCCAUUCCAAGAUUAUCCGAUUCGAAUCUUUAUUUAUAAAAGCUUAAAUCGUAGAAACAAUCCCUUAAAAGUUAUAUUAAUUAUUAUUACUAAUGUACAAUAGAAAAAAAUAUUACUCCUUUUUUAGGGGGUAAAGGUAAAUGUAUUUUUUUAAGUUUUACUCAUUAUAAAGUUUGUAACUAAAACAAAACAUCCGUUUGCAAUAAAACAUUAUUGAA
Molecule: messenger RNA, 1793 nt
Organism: Camelina sativa (false flax)
Lineage: Eukaryota; Viridiplantae; Streptophyta; Magnoliopsida; Brassicales; Brassicaceae
Product: flavonoid 3'-monooxygenase CYP75B137
Molecular function (GO): monooxygenase activity; iron ion binding; heme binding
Source: RefSeq, a predicted model, not a curated record